Eriocheir sinensis (Chinese mitten crab) is the source of this 1393-nucleotide messenger RNA. RefSeq names its product probable caffeoyl-CoA O-methyltransferase 2. The transcript has 5 exons. Lineage: Eukaryota; Metazoa; Arthropoda; Malacostraca; Decapoda; Varunidae. The record is from RefSeq and is a predicted model, not a curated record. Bases 162 to 824 code for a protein of 220 amino acids. Gene Ontology annotation, molecular function: S-adenosylmethionine-dependent methyltransferase activity; O-methyltransferase activity.
GAUAGGCGACACAUGGCACCACUGACGUACUCCAGGGCGGGUGCCCGGCAGCCCGCCGCCAAGGUCCCUCACUCAGGCUCAUUGACUCGCAGCUCUUCACGCGGGAACAUCCGGGCUCCUUCCUCCCUCUCUCACUCUCUGCCCACUCACAAACAAUCACGAUGGACCUUAAGAGUUUUGGGAAUAAAAAUGCGUUGGUGAAAUACACAGUGGACCAUUCCCUCAGACUGACGGACGCCCAGAAGGCGCUGAACGCGGCCACCCUCAAGCUGCCGCGGCACGCGAUGCUCGGGGCGCCGGAAGCCCUGCAGCUCAACGCCAACCUGAUACGGGCCAUCGGCGGGAAGAAGGUGCUGGAUGUCGGGGUGUACACUGGCGCUAGUACACUGUCGGCGGCCCUGGCGCUGCCCCCCGACGGUGAGGUGCACGCCAUGGACAUCGACGAAGAGAAUAUGAAAGUUGGCAAGCCCUUCUGGGAGCAGGACGGCGUGGCGCACAAGAUCCACGUCCACAUCGGGGCUGCCUCCGCCACCCUGCAGCGGUUCAUCGACGAGGGCCAGGCCGGCACCUUCGACUUCACCUUCAUCGACGCGGACAAGGUGAACUACACCCAAUAUUUAGAGCAGUGCCUGGUGCUCGUGCGAGGCGGCGGCAUCAUCGCCUUCGACAACACUCUUUGGAAGUGCGCAGUGCUUGACCCCAGCGACCAGAAGCCCGAUACGGUGGCCCUGAGGAAGCUGAACGAGAAGCUGAAAGAUGAUCCGCGCAUCGAUCUGUCUUUCUUCAAUGUCGACGACGGUUUGUCUCUCUGUUUCGUCAAGUAGUGAUUUGGAAUGUUGAUACACGUUUUAUUCCAUCCUAUCUUUGGGCCAGGUCGACAGUCCAACACAGAGUCAUUGUAAGCGCCGAAACCAAACUUUAUUCUCCACAAUGAUCCGUUAUUUCUACUCAAUACCAGAUACUAAAGAGAUUUCCUGUGUGGUUUUCUAUAGUUUCCUUCUUUUUAUAUCAAUGCCAAACACUAUACAAGGAAUUUUCAUGGUAUUUUGUGUUUGGUUGGGACGCUUACAAACUUGCUGUAAUGGACUGUAAAACUGGUCCUUUGUUUAUUCAAGAGAUCAUGAGGGCGCUGUAAACACAAAUAGCUGAACACGAUGGUAUGGUCAGAGAGAGGAGUGGGAGAUGAAGGAAUUUAAGUCACAUUAGUAUAUACCAAGUUGUAUGAGCGACACACACACACACACACACACACACACACACACACACACACACACACACACACACACAUACACAUACAACACACACAACAAACAAACAAACAAACACACACACACACACACACACACACACACACACACACACACACACACACACACACACACACACACACACA